AUGUCUCUGACCGAGAAGCAAGAAGACCUUCAAGUGGAAAACACUAGUAGCAAUGAAAAGAGCUUGGAUUAUCAAGAAAUAACUACAAAUGUGAAUUUUCCUAUACAAGACUAUGAAGUUCAAAGUGAAAGGGGGUUUGGUUUUGUUGAUGUGGACAGAACAAAUGGUAGUGGCUCAAUGAUGGCAUAUUUCAAUGUUGUCUGUGUAGUUGCCGGUUCCGGUAUUGUUGGACUUCCUUUGGCCUUAAAACAAGGUGGCUGGAUUGGUUUAGUUAUUCUAUUUCUUGCUUGGACCAUGUCCAUCUUUACUUCUAUUUUACUUACAAGGUGUCUUUACGCUAAUGGCAAAAAAAGAUUGGCCACUUAUAAAGAAGUCGCUACCUCGGCUUUUGGUAGAAUUGGUGGUUAUAUUACCUAUUUCUUCAAUGUUUGGAUUCUUCUAGGUGGCCCUGUUCUUUAUCUCAUCUUGUCUGGGCAAAAUAUCAACCAAUUGUGUCGUGGUACAGUAGCGGAAAUUGGUGUUGUUCCUUGGACUAUUAUCAGUUGUGCUGUAGUUGCCAUUCCUUUUAUUUGGCUCAAGACAAUGAAGGAAGUCGCUAUUGUUAGUGCUAUAGGUAUGGUAACUAUUCUUACUGUUGUUCUUGUGGUGUUGAUCAUGUCGAUUAUCGACAAACCCAAUCAAAUCGAUGUUCACCAUGAUAUUGUUGUUUGGGAUAUGUUUCCUAUUUCGCUCAGUACAAUUGCGUUUAGUUUCGGUGGUAAUGUAGUCUACCCUCAUAUCGAAUCCUCCAUGAAAAAGCCAAAGGAUUGGCCAAAAGUAGCUGCAGGAGGUCUCUCAACUUGUGUUGUUCUCUACCUUAUUGUUGCCGUUUGUGGUUAUGCUAUUUAUGGUGACAAAGUUAUGAAUCCUAUCUACAACUCUUUACCUGAUGGAGCUGGUCAAAUUGUUGCUUGCGUAGUUAUUACACUCCAUGUCUUGACAUCCGCACCAGUUUACACAACCUCAUUCAGUCUUGAUAUCGAAGAAAUGUUAGGAAUUACAACAGAAAGAUUUGGUAAAACAAAAGAAUUUCUUAUUCGUGCAGUGCUGCGUAUCUUGAUUAUGUGUGUUGUUGCUGUUAUUGCUUGUACUGUGCCUCAUUUCAGUAUUCUCAUGUCACUUAUUGGUGCAUUCGGUCAAUGUUCUCUUAUUUUCGUGCUCCCUGUCAUGUUUUACCUCAAGCUGACUGGCUUUAGAAACAAGCCAAUUUACUUUUUGGCCUGGUGUUUCCUAACUGUACUUUUAGGUAUUGUGGGUCUUAUCUUUGGUACAAUAGAAGCAGUACGCGAAUUGAAGGACGUAUACUAG
Molecule: messenger RNA, 1347 nt
Organism: Gilbertella persicaria
Lineage: Eukaryota; Fungi; Mucoromycota; Mucoromycetes; Mucorales; Choanephoraceae
Product: transmembrane amino acid transporter protein-domain-containing protein
Exons: 4
Coding region: 1-1347 (448 amino acids)
Biological process (GO): amino acid transmembrane transport
Cellular component (GO): vacuolar membrane
Molecular function (GO): amino acid transmembrane transporter activity
Source: RefSeq, a predicted model, not a curated record